Messenger RNA from Labeo rohita (rohu), 5768 nucleotides. Its product is annotated as beta-1,4-galactosyltransferase 3. The record is from RefSeq and is a predicted model, not a curated record. Gene Ontology annotation, molecular function: glycosyltransferase activity. The transcript is spliced from 7 exons. The coding region runs from base 963 to 2036 and encodes 357 amino acids. NCBI's taxonomy places the organism in Eukaryota, Metazoa, Chordata, Actinopteri, Cypriniformes, Cyprinidae. Gene Ontology annotation, biological process: carbohydrate metabolic process.
CUACAGCAUAGCAUAGCAGCGUGAGCGCGCAUCACUUCCUGUGCAUGCUGGGCGCUUUCAACUCCGACAGGACAACCGUCGGAGUCGACGAAGUCAUAUAAAUAGACAGGAGUUACGGAAUAUCUAAGUGAAUACUUCACCAAACAGUUUGAGUUUCUUAAGACACUGACUCCUGUCAUUGGACCAGCUGGCAUUGGACGGGGUGUCGGACCCUCCCCCCGCACAACGACAGAAUGAGACAAUAGCUGGGGGUGUUGGAUAUCAUCCCUCCCCCUCCUCUUUGUUUUCCCCGUCUACAUAUCCAAGAAGCAUAUACAUACUCACUAUCUUACAUUAACACACUACAAAACAAUACCUUGGACCUCUGUGGCCCCCACACUUUACUUUGUAGGGACCAUGAGACUUUUACAGGACGUUUGCUGUUGAGAACCCUCUGGGAACAAAACGCAUUUCCUUUCAGCCAGUGGACACAUCCUUCCAGUUCCUACGGCUUUGGUGGAGCUUGAUGGAAGCUCAGUAGAUCACUGAAUCAUGAAAACACCAGAAGACCACUGGGAGUUUCCAUUUGGAGUUGUAUAUUAAUAGGAUUGCCAGUGAGAAAAGCAAAUCUAAUUCAUCCUGCAGCACGUCUGAACGUCUGCUUGAAUAAAUGAUACCUCUCUUUCGCGGUUUCAUCCAUCCCAUCUGAAGUGCCUUGUGCUUCAUCGAACUGUUUACAUCUACUCCACAUAUCUGAUUUAUCUGCCAAUCCCUGAAACAAUUGAUUUGUUUACAUCUCCAGGCCUUAGAGCCUUCCAAGACAUAUCUGUUUCAUUUGUUUGCAUGCAAGUAAAAGUCUAAAGCAUCUGAGAUACAAGGAAUGAGACCACCGUAGAGUUCAGUUCCUCAAACAUAUUCAACCUAAACUCCAACAGACUGUUCCUCUGACUCUCAAACGUGAUACACCGAGCACUUCCAUCACCAUGUACACACUGCAGUCCAAAUGGCGCUACCUAAUCAUGUUCUUGGGCGUCCAGCUAGUAGUCAUGGCUCUUCUGUCAAGAGAGGGCUACCAGAAAAGAGUGUCGUAUUUUUUCCGGAUCUUUCGUAAGCCGGAUUCUACAACAGGACACACAGGUGGACGCAACCACACGGAUGUUUACGCCAACCUCUCCCUUUUAGGCCCUGCUCUUAAUAAAGACGACAUGCCCUACUGCCCCAAGCAGUCUCCUCUGAUUGGUGGACCAAUUCAUGUCACUUUUCCCUCUGGACUUACGCUUGCCGAGGUGGAGAGGAAGAAUCCACUUGUUGUCCGUGGAGGGCGCUAUAGGCCGCCAAACUGUGAGGCUCGCCACCGCACUGCAAUAAUCAUUCCCCACAGAAAUAGGGAGCACCACCUCAAGUUCCUGCUCUACUACCUGCAUCCCUUCCUGCAGCGUCAGCAGCUCAGCUAUGGCAUCUAUGUCAUUCACCAGGCUGGUAAUUACACGUUUAACCGAGCAAAGCUGAUGAACGUGGGAUUUCGUGAAGCCAUGAGGGACGAGGACUGGGACUGCCUCUUCUUUCAUGACGUGGACCUCAUUCCCGAGGACGACCGCAACACCUACGUCUGCGACGCUCACCCCAAACACGCUGCCAUUGCUAUGGACAAAUUUGGCUACAAGUUGCCUUAUAAGAUGUAUUUUGGAGGAGUGUCAGCUUUGACCCCUGUUCAGUACCUCAAGAUGAACGGUUUCCCGAAUAAUUACUGGGGCUGGGGCGGUGAGGACGAUGACAUCGGUGUCCGGGUCUCUCUUGGAGGAAUGGUGAUCAGUCGUCCAUCUCUAAAAGUUGGCCGAUAUAAGAUGAUCAAACACAAGCAUGACAAAGGCAAUGAAGUGAAUCCCAAAAGGUUUAACAUGUUGGCUAAGACCCGGCAUACAUGGAGAGAAGACGGUAUGAAUACGGUGGAGUAUGAAAUCGUAUCCCGGGAUUACCAGCCGCUUUACACCAACAUCACAGUCAACAUCGGCACCGAGGCAGGCCUCCACCCGACCAAAAAAAAGCCUGCUUCGUAGUUGACUCCCAGCAUUCUUGUGGAUCCCAAAGGCACAAGUCUUAGCGUCAAUGCCGCACUGCCUGCAGACCACUUCACCCACAUGCACAUGGCCAGUGAAUUCACGGGACAUCAUGCCUUUAGUGCACCACAGACCUUCUGUUUCCUCUGUAAUGACGGUGCCAUCUAGUGGUCCCAUGAUUCUCUGUCCUUUCUCUCUCUUGUUCUCCAAAGUUAGACAGUUUGAUCCUGUUCUCACUUGUUCACUUUAUCAGUCAGGAUGCUGCAGAAGCUCCAUCGACUCGUCCACACACUGACCGCUUCGCAGACUCAGUGAUGGGCCCCUUUGUUUCCUGACAGACAGACUUUUCAUCUAUCCUCUGUGCCCAUGGGCACCAUUUAAAAACCUCUGUUGCCUUAGAAUCAAGCUGCACUCUCUCCUUACAUCUCUUUCAUGAUGACUGAAGCAUAGUUUUGGCCGCCCAUGGUUGAUGUCGCACUGGGUGAGCCUGACUCUUAGGAAGAGGUAAAAUUUGUUUUCUGUCAAGUGAUGGAAAUGGUGAAGCAGGCCGAUGUACUACAUAAGCAACAUUGUUUGCUGCACUACUCUGUGAGUCUGGUGCAUUUCCUCUUCAGUAAAUUAGUACUUUUGAUUAUGUACUGUAUUGCUAUCCAGGCGGAUGGAGUAUGUGAUAUUUUGUCAUACACCUUCCAUGUCAAGUAACUCCAUCAGAACUGGCCUCUUUGGUAGUAAUAACCACUCUACAUUUACUGAUGUUCUCCAUUUUUCUUUUUCUUUUUUAUUUUCGUAACUGCCUUUUGGUUGUCUUAGUAAUAAUGUUGGCUUUUGUAAUAAUCAACAUGCUGCCUCUCAUUUUCAUGAAUUACUCAACACAUUGUAUUUUAUCUGCAUGAUUUUUUUUUAAAUGAUUGGCUGGUUGUGUGCAGUUUGCUUUGGAUUAGCAAUAGGCUUGUUGAAUGUAGCUGUAUCUCUCCUUUUGGUGAGAUAAUGUCUCGUUAUUGAAGAGCUCAUCGUGUUGUGUUCGUUUGCUUGGCUUCAUGAAAAGUACAAUAUUCCCAUUUGAGUUGCCUAGAAAUGCUCUUACCUUGUUAUCUGAAAGCUUUUAAAAAGACAUUCAGCCUCAUAAAAACACUAAAUUGUAAAUUGUUCGUAAAACCAUUUUUAAGUAAAUUGUCCCAUUGAAUAAAAUGCGCUAAGAAUGUCUGUAAAAUCAUUUUACGUAAAAUGUUGCAUUGAUUCGAAUAAGCUAACAUUUGUAAAUCAGUGUAAUGAAUCAAAUGCGCUAACAGCUUUGAAACCAUUCCUGUGUAAAUUGUUGCAUGACGUUAAAUUAAACCAUAAAUAAAACUAUUUUUAUAUAAAAUUGUUGCCUUGGAUGUGCCAAGGUUUGUAAAACCAUAUUUAGAUCGUUGAAUUAGAAUUGAAUGCUCUAAUAUUUGUAAACUCAUCUCUUAAACCAUUCUCAUAAAUCCAUUAAGUUGUUGCAUUACACUGAAUGUGCUAAAUCCCAUAAACAUUUUAUUAGUGCUGUCAAAUCGAUUAACUGUGAUUAAUCACAUCCAUAAUAGAAGUUUGUGUUUACAUAACAUGUCAUAACAUCUGCGUGUGCUGAAUGAUAUGUGUAUAUAUAAAUAUACACCCAUACAUGCAUAUACUUAGGAAAUAUAUAUAUAUAUAUAUACUCAUGUACAUUUGUGUAUUUACAUAUAGAUAGACACAGCACAUGCACAUAUAUUAUGUAAACAAACUUAUUUUAGAUGCGAAUAAUCGCGUUUAAUCGAUUUGACAGCACUGUUUUUUUAUGCAAGUUGUUGCUUUCAAUUGAAUGCGCUAAUAUUUGUAAAAUUCUUCUUAAAUAAACCAUUCUUAGUCUUUUUGUAAAUCCAUUCUAAAGUUGUUCCAUUGAAUGCGCUAAGAACAAUACACAUUUUUAUUAGUGCUGUCAAAUCGAUUAAUCGCAAUUAAAUGCAUCCAAAAUAAGUGUUAACAUAACGUGUGUGUGCUGUGCAUAUUUGUGUAUACAUAAAUAUACAUGCAUUUAAGAAAUAAAUGUAAUGUAUAUUUAUAUAUAAUAUAAAUCAUACAUAAAUAUGAAUACACGUGUAAUAUACGAAUAUGCGUGUAAAUAUUUCUUAUACAUGUAUGUACAUAUUUAAGAAAUAUUUAUGUUUGUGUAUUUAUAAAUAUACACAGUACACGCACACACAUUAUGUAAACAAACUUUUUUGUAUGCGAUUAAUCACGAUUAAUCGACUUGACAGCACUCAUUUUUAUGCAAGUUGUUGCGCUAAUAUUUGUAAAAUCAUUCUUGCGUGAAUUGACGGAAUGAACGGAAUAUAUGCGUAUUUAUAUAAACAGCACAUGCACACAUAUUAUGUAAACAAACUCGAUUAAUCACUGUUAAUCGAUUUGACAGCACUGAUUUUAAUGCAAGUUGUUGCUUUGUUGAAUGCGCAAGUAUCUGUAAAACCAUUCUUGCAUGAAUUGGCGUAAUGAAUCAAAAUCAUUCAUGUAAAUUGCUGCAUUAAAUUAAUGCGCUACAGUUCAUAAACCAUUCUUAAGAAAAUCGUUGCAUUGUCAAAUGCGUUCAUCGUUCUUGCAUGCAUUUACUUUUAACAGUCAUACAACCAUUUCAUUCAAUGCAACUAUUUACAUUGAAAUGGUUACGAACAAUUUACACGUUGGUUGUUUUGCUUGCUGUUAAUGAAUGAAGCCAUUAUAGGCACAGUCUGGGAAAAAAAAAUGGUCUCAACCAUUUCAAUUUACACCCGACUGGCAGACUAAAUUGUUUUUGUACAUGUCACACUUUUCAUAUUUAAAAAUGCAAAAUGUCUCAUGAAUUUGGAGAAAUAGCAGUUCUGAAAAUUACACUAAAUCACCUUAUUUGCCAUGCCUUGUUCCUGUCUGACCUAUAAAUGUCUUCUGUGUUGUUCGGUCUCUUGGUGAAACACACUCUCUGACAGUCAAAUCACCAGAUACACAGAUGCUUCAGACGGAUCUGUGCAGGCGUGGAUACGUGAAUCUCAGAUACGCGUUUGUGAUAGAGAACUCGAUCAUCUGUUUUUUUUCGAAUGCUGCUGUUCUCUGUGUGAAUGUGAAAGGUGGAGUUAUUUGCUCCCCUCUUUACUAGUUUGUAUGCUGUUGGGACUUUGUGAUGGGUCGUUUAAAAAAAAUAUAUGGUGUUGGGUCAUUGAAGGAUGUCACUGAGGCAGAGAUACCAAAAAAUUCAUUUUUUUUUUUUUUUUAACAAGCAUGUUUUAUUUUAUUUUUUUCUUGUUCUGCUUAACAAUAGUAGUGUUUUUUUCUUGCGAAAGGUUAAGGUGGUUGUUAAUGGUCAGGUUAAUUAAAUCUGUCCUUUACAUAAGUCUGUUGGCUCAUAUCACCUGAGUGUAAUGACUGUAAAUGUGUUUUUUGGGGGUGUAAGGGGUGACUCAAGAUCUUUAUUCACAUUGAGAAUUUAUAUUUGAUAACUAUUCACAUCACCGUUUUAGAAGGUACUUAGAAAACUGUUGUUCAGCCAUGAAUAAUCUAGUUUGAUAUGUACAGAUGACCGGCUGCACGUUACUCAGGUGGGGUGAUGUAUCUGACACUUCUAAAUGUGCCUUAUCGGGCGUCAGUAAUCUGGAGUUCUUGGUGGGCAGUGCUCUGAACACAGGGCAUUUGUUUCUGUUUAAGAAGUCUGCACACUACUCAGCGGCCUUAUGUUGAUUUAAUAAAACAAAUGUUAAUGUA